Molecule: messenger RNA, 2022 nt
Organism: Glycine soja
Lineage: Eukaryota; Viridiplantae; Streptophyta; Magnoliopsida; Fabales; Fabaceae
Product: hydroxymethylglutaryl-CoA lyase, mitochondrial-like
Exons: 9
Coding region: 323-1630 (435 amino acids)
Biological process (GO): ketone body biosynthetic process; L-leucine catabolic process
Cellular component (GO): mitochondrion
Molecular function (GO): hydroxymethylglutaryl-CoA lyase activity
Source: RefSeq, a predicted model, not a curated record
CUUGACCCCAUUCCCUUGCCACCAACCAAACCAAAAAUUUAAAUACUAAAUCCGUCUCACGUUUCCUUCACCUUCUUUUCUUCUUUAUUGGUUAUAUCGUUUCCGUUGGUUUUUUCGAAAAUAUCACGAAAUUCGAUUUCCCCCAAUUUCUAGGGUUUCGCUGAAACCCUACCCUGCGAUUUUGCGAUUCUUCCUUCGAACUUUACUUGGUUUUCAGGUCUGCUUGCUUCUUCCUAUCCUCCUGUUUAGCCUCACUGGUGAAGGGAAUUUGGGAAACAAAAUUGUCCAAAAAAAGAGUUCCCUUUUAACCAUCCAGAUCACCAUGUCAAGUUUGGAGGAGCCACUUGGCCUUGACAAGUUGCCAAGCAUGAGUACCAUAGAUAGAAUCCAGAGGUUCUCAUCCGCUGCUUGCUGUCCCAGAGUAGAUAAUUUUAAUUUGGGUUUGGGAAACUGCUGGAUUGAAGGACGAAGCUGCAGCACAUCAAACAGCUGCAAUGAAGACAGUGAAGAGUAUACAGAAGAGACAUUCCCGUGGAGAAGGCAAAGAAGGGACCUGUCCCGAGGUGACACUUUCAGUCAAAAGUCUAUGACCAUGGGGAGGAAUUCGAUGAAAUUUGGAAUGAUUGAUAAUUCAUUUUACACCUCAGAUUACCAGUAUAGUCCACAGAACAAUAACAAAAAUGUACAGGAUAUGGCAUAUAAGUUUAUGAAAGGUAUACCAAACUUUGUAAAGAUAGUUGAAGUUGGUCCAAGGGAUGGAUUACAAAAUGAGAAAAACAUUGUACCAACAGAUGUAAAGAUUGAAUUGAUUCAUAGAUUGGCAUCUUCUGGGUUAUCCGUCAUUGAAGCUACUAGUUUUGUAUCUCCCAAAUGGGUUCCUCAGUUGGCAGAUGCAAAGGAUGUAAUGCAAGCAGUUCAUAACCUGGGAGGCAUUAGAUUGCCAGUUCUGACUCCUAAUUUAAAGGGUUUUGAAGCUGCUAUAGCGGCUGGCGCUAGAGAAGUAGCUGUUUUUGCAUCAGCUUCUGAAUCUUUCUCAAAAUCAAACAUUAAUUGUAGCAUAGAAGAAAGCCUUGUCCGCUAUCGAGCUGUUACUCGGGCUGCUAAACAGCUCUCUAUUCCUGUUCGAGGGUAUGUAUCAUGCGUUGUUGGAUGCCCAGUGGAAGGACCAAUCCCUCCAUCAAAAGUGGCAUAUGUAGCUAAAGAACUAUAUGAUAUGGGUUGCUUUGAAAUCUCACUUGGGGACACAAUUGGAGUUGGUACUCCCGGAACUGUAGUUCCAAUGCUUUUGGCUGUAAUGGCUGUUGUGCCAGCAGAGAAGCUUGCUGUCCACUUCCAUGACACUUAUGGGCAAUCCCUUCCAAAUAUUCUUGUGUCCCUUCAAAUGGGGAUCAGUGCAGUUGAUUCUUCAGUUGCUGGUCUAGGUGGCUGUCCUUAUGCCAAGGGAGCUUCAGGAAAUGUAGCUACCGAAGAUGUUGUGUACAUGCUGAAUGGACUUGGGGUGAAAACCAACGUUGAUCUCGGAAAGCUCAUGUUAGCCGGUGAGUUCAUCGGCAAGCAUUUGGGGCGCCCAUCUGGCUCAAAGACCGCGGUAGCCUUUAGCCGAGUCACAGCUGAUGCUUCCAAGAUAUGAUAAUAUGUUCUACCAUAAAAAUAAAAAUAAAAAUUGGAUGCUUCAAGCAGUGAGAGGACACCCUAUUCGUUUCAUCACCCUAUUGUUUCAUCUUAUUAACCCCGUAAUUAUAGAAAAAGAAUAAAAUGCCCACUCACGUUGAUGAGUUGGAAAGGAAGAAGUAAUGCAUGUAAUCUGCCAAUAGCAAGUACAAGUACAAGCUUCUCAUUUGAGUGUAAGCUUGCAAUUUUUAUCCCUCCAAUUUUUUGUUUUUUAGUUUAAAUCAUGCACUCAUUGUGCAUGAUGUUUAGUUUAUACCACGCCUCUUGUAUAAUUCUGAAAAAGAUCAUAGAAAAUAUCAUUUACUCUUUUACAAGAUAAUUAAAAAUUAGUUAGCACCAUUUCGAGGUAUA